CCUUGCUGUGCCAUUUGGCGGAGAACGAGCAAGCUUCCGACGAAAUUCGUUUGGUUUUUCUGACAUUUACAGAUCCUUGUCAAUAUUGCCAUAACAGCGCCUCAAGAAAGCACCGUCAACAGCCACCUUGACACACUGGACACUUUUUUAUCAAUCGAACGUCAAUCACAGCAUGGAUCCAAACGGGCAAUCCCCAGCAGUUCCAAGGGGCACUACGGCGAACCGGGAAGCAAGAGCCAAAGAAAUUCUCUCCAAGGACACUAAAAAAGUACCUGAGUUUCAAUAUCAGAAAUUGAUGAAUGAGACCGCUCGUAAUUGGGAUCUAUUUUAUAAGAGAAAUACAACAAACUUCUUCAAAGAUCGGCAUUGGACAGAUAGAGAAUUUCCAGAAUUGCGACCCUCCGGCGGCGAGAAAUCUUCAAAGAAAUUGCUAGAACUGGGCUGUGGGGUGGGAAAUUUUCUCUACCCAUUACUAGACAUCAAUCAAGAGCUUUUCAUCUACGCGUGCGACCUGUCGACGCGAGCUGUUGAUUUCGUCAAGGCAGAUCCGAAAUAUGCUGAAGGCCGCUGCAAAGCCUUUGUUUGCGACAUUACCAAAUCGCCUCUCACCGACAGCAUCCCCGCCGAAUCACUAGAUCUGAUAUCUGCACUAUUUGUGUUAAGUGCAGUACCUCCAGCCAACAUGUCAGCAUCAAUAGAAAAUCUCAAAACCGUUCUUAAACCGGGAGGAAUCGUUCUCUUCAGAGAUUAUGGUCUCUACGAUGCUGCCCAGCUCCGCUUUAAACCUGGAUCAAAGAUGGACGAGAAUUUUUAUGUUCGACAGGACGGAACCUUCUCUUAUUUCUUCAGUACAGAGCGCCUAGAAGAACUGUUCAAAGUAGCCGGGUUCGAAGUGCUUGAAAAUCAAUACGUCGUUAAGACGGUGGUCAAUCGCAAGCGGGACUUGUCAAUGGAACGUGUGUUUGUUCAGGCUAGAUUUCGAAAAAUGUAGAUUCUCUAAUUAGAGGGUACAUAGAAGAUAGAAUGAUAAACGUAUUAAAAUAUUGCGCGACUAUUUAAAUGCAAAAUAUUAGAAGGCAGUUUUAAUCACAA
Messenger RNA from Spizellomyces punctatus DAOM BR117, 1092 nucleotides. RefSeq lists its product as uncharacterized. The coding region runs from base 173 to 991 and encodes 272 amino acids. The transcript has 10 exons. NCBI's taxonomy places the organism in Eukaryota, Fungi, Chytridiomycota, Chytridiomycetes, Spizellomycetales, Spizellomycetaceae. The record is from RefSeq and is a predicted model, not a curated record.